Messenger RNA from Lingula anatina, 1797 nucleotides. RefSeq lists its product as uncharacterized. The record is from RefSeq and is a predicted model, not a curated record. Lineage: Eukaryota; Metazoa; Brachiopoda; Lingulata; Lingulida; Lingulidae. Gene Ontology annotation, molecular function: calcium ion binding.
AUGAAUGGGGCACGUGCCCGUCGUGUGGGAAGGCUUAGCUACGCGUUCAUUUCGACAGAUCUUGCACAGCAGGUCACGUGCCCUCCCCUGCCUGCCCCAGCCAAUGGGAAGGUGACGGCGUGUCAGGUGUCCAUUAACGAUGUCUGCUCAUUUGACUGUGACAAUGGCUACAUUCUCAGCCCUAGCAACCAGCAGAGAAAAUGUCAGCCAGACGGAUCAUGGACGGGAUCCGAUGUCACUUGUUUGCCGUGUGGUCAGAACACGUACAAGGCUGGUCCUGGUCAGUGUACCCGGUGUCCGGCAGACACUCACACCACAGGUACUGCCAGUAUGCUGGUCGGCUGCAUCUGUAACGACGGCUUAACCGGGCCUGGUGGAGGACCGUGCCAGGAUGUCAACGAAUGCUCUCGACAAAAUGGCGGCUGUGAGCAGAGCUGUGAGAACACUAGGGGAGGUUUCCAGUGUAAAUGCUCCAUUCCGGGAUACAAAGUAAACCCUGCCGACCGAAAACGUUGUAUAGUGGAAAAACAAUGUUCAUCAUUCACGACCCCUACAAAUGGCGGCAUCGUCUGUCACCAUAAGAACGAUACCAAUACCGACCGUUGCCAGGUGAAAUGUAAUGACGGCUUUGAGCAUCCCGUGAGAAGCAACCAGUUCGAGGAAUGCGGGCCAGCCACGAACUUCAAGUGGUCGUAUGAGAUUAAUAACAUACCUAUCCCUGCUUGUGUUGAGCAAUAUUUUCCUGGCGUGAUCGUCGACGCAGAAAUCGCCUACUUUGUGGCCAGCUGCGACCAGCUGACAGACCAACAGAAACAGGACGCUAAGAACGCGUUCCUGCAGCUUCUGCGAGGACAGGGGGUGUGCCUGGAGAACGGAAGAGCGGUGUGUAACGUCACCGACCUCUGGAUAGAGUGUGGAGAAAUCGACUUAAGCGGAGGCAUUCAAAAGAGGGACGCUAGCUCUAGCCGCGUUCUCAAGUUCAAAUUCAAACUAACCACGGACCAGAAGCCGGUCAGAACUAUGAACUGUGGACGCUUCUGUGACGGACAGGCCGUGUGCGACGCUUGCUUCACCAAUCACGUCCAGUCCACUGUCAGAAAGGUGACAGCAGAGCAGGAAAAAUUACGGGAGGUUUUUGGAACGCAAGCUGCACCAGACGCGAGACCAAAUCCUCAGCCUCGACCAGGCGUUUCCACAACCUCUGGUGCUGGCGUCGCACCAAAGUCCUUUAACAGAGGAAUAACUGCUUUCCGAAGUAACCUAGCACGAAACUUCAACAGAGUUAUCCCAAGCACCAGUGGUCAAAGCCCCGUGAGACCAACUGAAGCAGUGACGACAGCAGCGCCGCCUAGGGGAAUGAUGAACAUCGGGGGGUUGGUUCUGAUGCCUGCGCCCACCGGGUUACAGAUGAUGUCUGAUGUCAAGAUGGCGUGUGAAACUGGAAUGGAGAAAAAACGUGACAUGUGUGUUCCCUGUACACCGGGAAGUAAUCUGCCGCCAGGUGGCAGCAGGUGCGAGCAGUGCAUCGCAGGAAUGUACCAACCGGAAGCUCAGAAGACUUCCUGUAUCCCCUGUCCCGCCGGGAAGACCUCGCCAAGGGGCGCUAUUGGAUGUGCAUGAUAAGAAACACAAGAAAGAGCGAAAGAGCUUUACAAACGACUUUUUAAAUACAAAAUAAUAAUAUAGUAAUCUCAAUUAUAGUUCAAGACAAUAGAAAUGAAAACAUGCCGAAAAACCUAGUACUAAGUUUGAGGGGACCUAUCCAGGGCCGUAGCCUCCGGGGGGGCAGGGGGGGCA